AAAAGAAAGAAAAUCAUACGGGUUUGGAACAACUUGGUCUUCCAGUGGAUUUCCUGAUAUCAAAUUCGGCAGCAUCCAUAUCCUGUAAAUGGGGAACAGUGCGCUCAAAGCUCAUUUGGAAACAUCUCAGAAGACUGGAGUCUUUCAGCUGACCGGAAAGGGUUUGACGGAGUUCCCAGAGGAGCUGCAGAAACUCACUGGAAACCUGCGGACAGUUGAUCUGUCCAACAACAAAAUUGAGGUGCUUCCAGCAUUCGUAGGAGGCUUCCAGCAAAUCAAGAGUCUUACCAUAAGCAGCAAUAAACUGACCAGUCUACCAAAUGACAUCGGGAAACUCAAGAAGCUGGAGACUCUUAUUUUAAAUGGGAACCAGUUGAAGCAGCUUCCUUCAUCGGUGGGUCAGCUGAAGUCCUUGCGCACCUUGACCCUGUCUGGGAAUCACUUCAAGGAGUUUCCUAUUGGACUCGGCACCCUUCGCCAGCUCGAUGUUCUGGACCUGUCCAAGAAUAAGAUCCAGGUGGUUCCUGCAGAAGUGGCCGAACUGCAAGCCAUUGAAAUCAACCUCAAUCAGAACCAGAUUUCAACAGUGUCUCCAGAGGUGUCCCAUGCUCCCAGACUGAAGGUCUUACGGCUGGAGGAGAACUGUCUGGAGCUCUCCUCUAUCCCCUUCUCCAUCCUCUCAGACUCCCAGGUGUCCCUGCUGUCCGUGGAGGGCAACCUGUUUGAAGUUAAAAGGUUACGUGACCUAGAAGGAUAUGAUAAGUACAUGGAGCGUUUCACUGCAACCAAGAAGAAAUUUGCGUGAACAGUCAGAGGCUUGCUGCACCUGUCCUCUGCAUUGGGCUUGCCGUAGAGAGGUUUCAGCUGGGACUGCUUGUGUAAAUGGCAGGACGGGAAUGAAAAAAUGGUCAAGAGUGCUUCACAACUCGGUAGAAUGACGGCUCAGAAACCCCAGCCCUGCUGCUCAUCAUGUGACAGUACAGACAGCACUGUAUGGACCUUGCAUCACUCUUUCUUUUGCAAAGAUUUUAUAAACCGAAAUAUAGUGCAGACUCCGCUUUAUGAGGACAUUUACACUGGAGAAUUGUUUAUUGUAUAUUCAAGUACACUAAUGCCACAUCUGUUUAUAGAAGGUCUGUCCUUCAGAGAGGCUAGUAUAACAAAUAACUAACAUAUUGUUCGUCCUGUACCCUUAAUUUAUUUUAAAAGCAUUAGAGUUAGAACACACCUUUGUUCCUUUUUUCAUGUCUGUUAUUAUUUGAUUAGACCAUUGUUUUGGGCAUCAAUGAGGUUUUAUCUGUUUAACAGUGUUUUGAUUGAACUGUGAUCUCAACUUCAGUUAAAGAAUAUUUGCUGUGAUACUCAUGAAGUAGCCUUUUUUUCUGACAACAAAGGCUGCACAUGAGUCUUUGUCAAUGCCAGUGGAUAUUUAUAUUUGUAACACAAAAUUCCGUUUUAAUGCAGUACAUUUGCUUUUACACAUGUAUACAUGCUGCAUGUUUUCUGACCAUAAAAGUGCAUAACUCAAAAAGCAUUUUAGCAGUUUUUGAGAUCUAAAUCUAUUGUUCUUCAUGGUCAUGUCUAUGUAUCCGUCUAUUACUUACACACUUGAAUGUUAUCUUUGGUGGUCUGUUUAAAGGGAUAGUUUAUCCAAAAAUUACAAUUCUGUUUUCAUUUACCCAC
Molecule: messenger RNA, 1683 nt
Organism: Sinocyclocheilus grahami
Lineage: Eukaryota; Metazoa; Chordata; Actinopteri; Cypriniformes; Cyprinidae
Gene: lrrc57
Product: leucine rich repeat containing 57
Exons: 6
Coding region: 89-805 (238 amino acids)
Cellular component (GO): cytoplasm
Molecular function (GO): protein binding
Source: RefSeq, a predicted model, not a curated record